Molecule: messenger RNA, 2077 nt
Organism: Rhipicephalus microplus (southern cattle tick)
Lineage: Eukaryota; Metazoa; Arthropoda; Arachnida; Ixodida; Ixodidae
Product: coiled-coil domain-containing protein 174
Cellular component (GO): nucleus
Source: RefSeq, a predicted model, not a curated record
UUUACAUUCGGAAGUAAAGCAACGCAGUCGGCGCAGUUUCUGAUCAUAUGGGCAUAGGGGGAUCGUGUGAGACAUGACAGCGUCGAGGAUCGUAUGAAGUCAUAGCAGAACGUCUCAACGUACCGAAAAAUUGUUACUGGCGCUUUUCGAGAUGGAAGGAUCUAACAAGAAAGGCACGUUCGGGAAGGUGUCCUUAGGAGCAAGUGUGUCCUCGCUUAUUGAUCUAAAGGCGGAACUACUCAGGAAAAGGGAAGCUGUAAAGGUGCAAAAGCUAAAACAGUUCCAUCCUGAAGACGGUUAUGUCAAACAGAAGCUUAUUCUUGGAAGCUACUCCGGUGCUGCUACUAAGAAGGAACCGCCGAAAAAGGCGCCCGCGGCUCCGGACAUUGCAGAAGAGGACGCAGAUCUGAAGAGAUCAAGGGCUGCAUUACAACGGAAAGCUAAACUUUAUGAGAAGCUCAGCUCUGGCAAAGUGAUUCCAGGAGAUGAAGAAGCAAGCCAGUAUGUUGUGAACUUCCAGAGAAAGGCAAUGGACGCAGCGGUCGAAGAGAGGGAGCGGCGAGAGAUGCCCACUGUGCCCACAAGGGAAGAAGCUGCUGCAGUGUGCAGUAAGGACGAUCUCGACGCAGAUGAUAAUGCGCCAAGUGCAGACCAUGAGGCCUUGGACAAGAGCCUUGCGGGUACAGAAGAAGAAUGGGUGGACUACACCGAUGCUCUCGGAAGAUCCCGGAGAUGCAUGCGAAAAGACCUGCCUGCUCUCAUUGACAGUGACAAGGAGCUUACAGGAAAGGCUGGUGUUGUCGAAGCAGACAUUCCUGAACGCACGGCACAGUUCCUGGCGCAUGAACGCACACGCGAGCAGCUAAGACAGCAGUGGCAGGAUCAAGAAGCCGAGAAUGCGUACAAAGAGUCAUUGCACUACGGCGACGUGCGCUUCCAAGAGGCCAGAGAGCAUGGUGUUGGCUUCUAUGACCUUUCUGGCGAUUCUGUGGAGCGCCAGAAACAAUUGGAGCUGUUGAACAAGCUCAGAGAGCAAACUGAGAGACAGAAGGAGAUAUCGAAGAAAAUGAAACAGAAGAGAAAGGCCAUGCUUGAAGCACGCCUGGCUAGGAUUCGUCAGAAAAAGAACAUACCGGACAACAAGCAGGAGGAAGAAAAUAAAGAUUCAUCAGAAGAUGAAACUGAACAAGUGGACGCCAACAGCAGUGUGCCUGACCGGCCGAAAAUUGCUGGUGAUUCCAACACCCUGGAAGUUCCUGAAAUGAGGCCGUGGGAUGAAGGAAAGAAUCUGGCGGACAUGGUGAACGAUCCACUCUUCCGAAAGAAGAAAUUGUCGCAGGAUGACUGGGUGGAGCUUCAGAGGCAAGAAAGGCCGACGGAGUUUGCCCCUCCAUCUGCAUACCGCCCGGCUCCUGGUCCCAAAAGGCCAAAGUACUCCAACUUCACUAAGGGGCAGACGCAGUUUGGAGCCAAUGUGGACACGAGUGAUUUUCAAGAAACCGAGCAGGCCUCACAACCAAGGCACCUGCAGAGCUCUGCCUUCGAAGACAUGAUCGCACAGAGGCUAGCCGAAGCACGCAGGGCAAGCGAACAGCAGUCACCGUGGGGUGGCCCCUUUUGAGAUUGUCAGUAAACGAUGUGACUUUUGUCCGUUCACUUGUGCGAGCUCGUCGCAGUUUAACAAGGCACUGUGUCCGAGUUCCUAAUACAAUAGUGGGGAGCUUAAGUGAGGGAAGACUAGGUUUCAAUGUUGUAAGCUGUCUAACAGUGAGCAUGGCGCCAUCUAUCAAAUAGAAAAUCAUGCAUCAGUAUUGGAGAUUCUUAUAUGACUUGGCACUCCAACGAAGCUCACAAGCUUUCAUUUAUUCAUGUGCUCAGAUCACAGAUGUCACUUCUGCAAUGCUGACUGUUCUAUACAGGCUGCCGCAAGAUGAGACGUAUUUGCCUUCCGAGUGAGUGUUUGUACAAUGAGAAAACAUGAACUUAAUAGAAGCACUAUUCAACUUAAUAUGAAGAGCAUUCAUAUUAUUGUUGGCAAUUAUCAACUUAAUUCAAAAUGAACAAAUAUAUAAUUUAA